CAACAGUGUUUGCUUUGCCGGGCUCCACCCUGUGUAAGCACGCAGCGAGCUCCGGGCAGUCACCCAGUUCCUGGUUUCCGGGUUGGGAUAUGUUCCUCCUUCCGUCCUAACGGCAGUCUGCCCAAAGAGAGUGAUUCUGUACCUCCAAGGACAGUCUCGCUGAGCCCUGCUCUGCCCCACCCGGUCCUCGCACCGCACCCUGCCGCCGCCGCUGAGGAGGAGGUGGAGGCCCUGGAGCCAGCCCAGGGCAAAGUUCAGGAGUUUCUGAGAGGCAGACUUGGAGCCUGAGCGACCUGGGAGGGAAGUGUCUGAUUGGCCAAGGUCCUAGGGCUCACUAAAGUUUCAGCACCCGGUGAUGGCCCGCCGAAGACUGGCCCUGGGCCUGGCAUUCUGCCUGCUCACUAGCACAGGUCUCUGGAUCUUGUGACAGUUCAACCAUGUUGCUAAGGAACCCUGCUCACGCUCCUAAGUCACCCCUCCUGAUGGCCUUGUGGGGGGCAUCUGCAUGUCUCCUUACUGUUUGUGUGUGUGGGACCUGGCAUCAAGGACAUAGCCGUGCCAUGAGUGAAUGCCCACAUGGACAGAAGGACAACUACACACGAAGCCCUGUGCUAGGGGAUAUGUCAGGGACUGGCUGCUGGUCUCCUACGUGCCUUAUUACCUCCCCUGCCCAGAGUUGUUCAACAUGAAACUGCGGUUCAGGCAGGAGAAGUUGUUCCAGCCCGUGACACAGUUGCAGUACCCUCAGCCUAAGCUGCUAAAACACAGACCCACAGAGCUGCUGACACUUACUCCCUGGUUGGCACCCAUCAUCUCCGAGGGAACCUUCGACCCAGAGCUUCUGCAGAAUAUGUACCGGCCAUUGAACCUGACCAUUGGAGUCACCGUGUUCGCUGUGGGAAAGUACACCUGCUUCAUCCGGUCCUUCCUGGAGUCAGCUGAAGAGUUCUUUAUGCGUGGGUACCAAGUACACUACUACCUCUUUACCCAUGACCCUUCAGCUGUUCCCAGAGUCCUGCUGGGCCCUGGUCGGCUCCUCAGCAUCAUCCCCAUCCAGGGUCACUCCCAAUGGGAGGAGAUCUCCAUGCGCCGGAUGGAGACCAUCAGCAAACACAUUGCCCAGAGGGCCCACCAAGAGGUGGAUUACCUCUUCUGUCUCGAUGUGGAUAUGGUCUUCCGCAACCCUUGGGGUCCCGAGACCUUGGGGGACCUAGUGGCUGCCAUUCACCCAGGCUAUUUUGCAGUACCUCGCCAGCAAUUCCCUUAUGAACGCAGGCAAGUUUCUGCUGCCUUUGUUGCAGACAAUGAGGGGGACUUCUAUUAUGGUGGGGCAGUCUUUGGGGGGCGGGUGGCCAAGGUGUAUGAGUUUACCAGAGGCUGCCACAUGGCCAUCCUGGCGGACAAAGCAAACGGCAUCAUGGCAGCUUGGCAGGAGGAGAGCCACCUGAACCGCCGCUUCAUCUGGCACAAGCCGUCUAAGGUGCUGUCCCCGGAGUACCUCUGGGAUGACAGGAAGCCUCGGCCCCCAAGCCUGAAGCUGAUCCGAUUCUCCACAGUGGACAAGGACACCCACUGGCUGAGGAACUGACAGUGGAGCUGAGACCCACCCCAUGCCAAGCCCAGCCCUGCCCGCCUCAGUCUCCCAGGGGAGUCCAGCCAGGAGAAUGGGUGGAGAGAAGGUGUAAACUAUGAGGGGCUGUGCACCCACCGUCAUUGAGUGUUCCGGCAUGAGCGGGUGGGCAAGAGGGAGGCCAGAGCUUCAAAAGAGACAGGGCCUGGCAGGCCUCCUCACACCCACCCGAAGAACGGAUGUGCCUUCCCAGGAGAGGCCUGGACUCCAGCCCUUUUCACAGCGCCUGGAGGCCUGCUGCCGUCACUUGUUUCUUACUGCUUUUUAAUUUCGUUUUGAUCUGCAGUGUUGGGGAUCAAACCCAGGGCCGUGCAGGUUGAAGGGAAGUGCUCUGCCCCAAGCCAUCCCCAGCUUGGCCUGCUGCCUUUCACCUGCACUCUAAUAUCCUCAUCCCAAGUACCGCGCCAUUCCCCUAGCCACGUGUGUUCUUCAUGCAGGAUCCCGGAGCUAGCUCCGAAGCAGGCCAGCCUUAGGUUCCUUCUGGCCACCUGCAUCCCAUGAUGUGCCUCACUCUCAGGGACUAGAUGUCUUCUUUGUGACACAGUUUGUGGAAGCUUUCAAUAAAGAUGGUGUGUACUAGG
Molecule: messenger RNA, 2211 nt
Organism: Peromyscus leucopus (white-footed mouse)
Lineage: Eukaryota; Metazoa; Chordata; Mammalia; Rodentia; Cricetidae
Gene: Gbgt1
Product: globoside alpha-1,3-N-acetylgalactosaminyltransferase 1 (FORS blood group)
Exons: 8
Coding region: 569-1588 (339 amino acids)
Biological process (GO): carbohydrate metabolic process
Cellular component (GO): membrane; vesicle; Golgi apparatus
Molecular function (GO): globoside alpha-N-acetylgalactosaminyltransferase activity
Source: RefSeq, a predicted model, not a curated record